Molecule: messenger RNA, 6488 nt
Organism: Arvicanthis niloticus (Nile rat)
Lineage: Eukaryota; Metazoa; Chordata; Mammalia; Rodentia; Muridae
Gene: Cyfip2
Product: cytoplasmic FMR1 interacting protein 2
Biological process (GO): regulation of actin filament polymerization
Molecular function (GO): small GTPase binding
Source: RefSeq, a predicted model, not a curated record
GGGCGGGGCGCGGCGGGCCGCCGGCGCAGCGGCCGAGCGGGGCUGAGCAUCCUGCGCCCCGGCGCGGGGGCCUGCGGUAGCCUCGGGUCCUUCCCCUGGACCUGCCACCAAACCAGUGUGGAAGACAGACGCCGCAGCCAUGACCACCCACGUCACUUUGGAAGAUGCCCUGUCCAACGUGGACCUGCUGGAGGAGCUGCCCCUCCCAGACCAGCAGCCAUGCAUCGAGCCCCCGCCGUCUUCCAUCAUGUACCAGGCUAACUUUGACACGAACUUCGAGGACAGGAAUGCAUUUGUCACGGGCAUUGCAAGGUACAUUGAGCAGGCGACGGUCCACUCCAGCAUGAAUGAAAUGCUGGAGGAGGGCCACGACUAUGCAGUCAUGCUGUAUACCUGGCGCAGCUGUUCCCGGGCCAUCCCUCAGGUCAAGUGCAACGAGCAGCCUAAUAGGGUGGAGAUCUAUGAGAAGACGGUGGAGGUGCUGGAGCCAGAGGUCACCAAGCUCAUGAAGUUCAUGUACUUUCAGCGCAAGGCCAUUGAGCGCUUCUGUAGCGAGGUGAAGCGUCUGUGCCAUGCCGAGCGCAGGAAGGACUUUGUCUCUGAGGCCUACCUGUUGACCCUGGGCAAGUUCAUCAACAUGUUCGCGGUCUUGGACGAGCUAAAGAACAUGAAGUGCAGUGUCAAGAACGACCACUCUGCCUACAAGAGAGCGGCCCAGUUCCUAAGAAAGAUGGCGGACCCCCAGUCCAUCCAGGAAUCUCAGAACCUGUCCAUGUUCCUGGCCAAUCACAACAGGAUCACGCAGUGUCUUCACCAGCAACUGGAAGUGAUCCCGGGCUAUGAGGAGCUGCUGGCAGACAUUGUCAACAUUUGUGUUGAUUACUAUGAGAAUAAGAUGUACCUGACACCCAGUGAGAAACACAUGCUCCUCAAGGUGAUGGGCUUUGGUCUCUAUCUGAUGGAUGGAAAUGUCAGUAACAUUUACAAACUGGAUGCCAAGAAGAGAAUCAACCUUAGCAAAAUUGAUAAGUUUUUUAAGCAGCUGCAGGUGGUGCCCCUUUUCGGCGACAUGCAGAUAGAGCUGGCCAGAUACAUUAAGACCAGUGCUCACUAUGAAGAGAACAAGUCCAAGUGGACAUGCACUCAGAGCAGCAUCAGCCCCCAGUACAACAUCUGUGAGCAGAUGGUUCAGAUCCGGGAUGAUCAUAUCCGCUUCAUCUCUGAGCUGGCUCGCUAUAGCAACAGCGAGGUGGUGACAGGCUCAGGGCUAGACAGCCAGAAGUCGGAUGAGGAGUACCGGGAGCUUUUUGACCUGGCCCUGCGAGGCCUGCAGCUUCUAUCCAAGUGGAGCGCCCACGUCAUGGAGGUGUACUCUUGGAAGCUGGUUCACCCCACAGACAAGUUCUGCAACAAGGACUGCCCGGGCACCGCCGAAGAGUAUGAGAGAGCCACGCGCUACAAUUACACAAGCGAGGAGAAGUUUGCCUUUGUGGAGGUGAUUGCCAUGAUCAAGGGUUUGCAGGUGCUUAUGGGGAGGAUGGAGAGCGUCUUCAACCAGGCCAUCCGCAACACCAUCUACGCGGCCCUGCAGGAUUUCGCCCAGGUGACUCUGCGGGAGCCGUUGCGGCAAGCAGUUCGCAAGAAAAAGAAUGUCCUUAUCAGCGUUCUGCAGGCAAUUCGAAAGACCAUCUGUGACUGGGAGGGAGGCCGAGAGCCCCCCAAUGACCCAUGCUUAAGAGGGGAGAAGGACCCCAAAGGUGGCUUUGACAUCAAGGUGCCCCGCCGCGCUGUGGGACCGUCCAGCACACAGGCCUGCCAGUGGUCCCCGAGGGCUUUGUUUCACCCCACUGGUGGCACACAGGGCCGAAGAGGCUGCCGAUCCCUGCUGUACAUGGUGCGCACCAUGCUUGAAUCACUCAUCGCGGACAAGAGCGGCUCCAAGAAGACGCUCAGAAGCAGCCUGGAUGGCCCUAUCGUCCUUGCCAUCGAGGACUUCCACAAGCAGUCCUUCUUCUUCACACACUUGCUUAACAUCAUCGAGGCUCUCCAGCAGUGCUGUGACCUCUCUCAGCUCUGGUUCCGAGAAUUCUUCCUGGAGUUGACCAUGGGCCGGCGAAUCCAGUUCCCAAUUGAGAUGUCCAUGCCCUGGAUUCUAACGGACCAUAUUCUGGAAACCAAAGAACCUUCCAUGAUGGAGUACGUCCUCUACCCCUUGGAUCUGUACAACGACAGCGCCUACUAUGCGCUCACCAAGUUCAAAAAGCAGUUCCUGUAUGACGAGAUCGAAGCCGAGGUGAACCUGUGUUUUGAUCAGUUUGUCUACAAGCUGGCUGACCAGAUCUUUGCCUACUACAAAGCCAUGGCCGGCAGUGUCCUGCUGGAUAAACGUUUUAGAGCUGAAUGUAAGAACUAUGGAGUGAUCAUUCCAUACCCGCCAUCUAACCGCUACGAGACACUACUAAAGCAGAGACAUGUCCAGCUGUUGGGUAGAUCAAUUGACUUGAACAGACUCAUCACCCAGCGGAUUUCUGCUGCCAUGUACAAAUCCUUGGACCAGGCAAUCAGCCGCUUUGAGAGUGAAGAUCUGACCUCCAUUGUGGAGCUAGAGUGGCUACUGGAGAUUAACCGGCUCACACACCGACUCCUCUGUAAGCACAUGACGCUAGACAGCUUCGACGCCAUGUUCCGAGAAGCCAAUCAUAACGUGUCUGCCCCCUAUGGCCGCAUCACCCUGCAUGUCUUCUGGGAGUUGAACUUUGACUUCCUUCCCAACUACUGCUAUAAUGGAUCCACAAACCGUUUUGUCCGAACCGCCAUCCCCUUCACCCAAGAACCACAACGGGAUAAACCCGCCAAUGUCCAGCCUUAUUACCUCUACGGAUCCAAGCCUCUCAACAUUGCCUACAGCCACAUCUAUAGCUCCUACCGGAACUUCGUGGGGCCCCCUCACUUCAAGACCAUCUGCAGACUGUUGGGCUACCAGGGCAUCGCCGUGGUCAUGGAGGAACUGCUGAAAAUCGUCAAGAGCUUGCUCCAAGGCACCAUUCUGCAGUACGUGAAGACACUCAUAGAAGUGAUGCCUAAAAUAUGCCGUUUGCCUCGGCACGAGUAUGGCUCUCCAGGGAUCCUGGAAUUCUUCCACCACCAACUGAAGGACAUCAUCGAGUAUGCAGAACUCAAAACGGAUGUGUUCCAGAGCCUCAGGGAGGUGGGCAACGCCAUCCUGUUCUGCCUCCUCAUAGAGCAAGCUCUGUCUCAGGAGGAAGUCUGUGACCUGCUCCAUGCCGCACCUUUCCAAAACAUCCUGCCCCGAGUCUACAUCAAAGAAGGGGAGCGCCUGGAAGUCCGGAUGAAGCGCCUCGAGGCCAAGUACGCCCCACUUCACCUGGUCCCCCUGAUAGAGCGGCUCGGGACGCCUCAGCAAAUCGCCAUCGCUCGGGAGGGUGACCUCCUGACCAAGGAGCGGCUCUGCUGCGGCCUGUCCAUGUUUGAGGUCAUCCUGACCCGAAUCCGGAGCUACCUACAGGACCCCAUCUGGAGGGGCCCGCCACCCACCAAUGGUGUCAUGCACGUGGAUGAGUGUGUUGAGUUCCACCGGCUGUGGAGCGCCAUGCAGUUUGUCUACUGCAUCCCUGUGGGGACCAACGAGUUCACAGCUGAGCAGUGCUUCGGUGAUGGCUUGAACUGGGCCGGCUGUUCCAUCAUCGUCUUGCUGGGCCAGCAGCGGCGCUUUGACCUGUUUGACUUCUGUUACCAUCUGCUGAAGGUGCAGAGGCAGGAUGGGAAGGAUGAGAUCAUUAAGAAUGUGCCCCUGAAGAAGAUGGCUGACCGAAUCAGGAAGUACCAGAUCUUGAACAAUGAGGUUUUUGCCAUCCUGAACAAGUACAUGAAGUCCGUAGAGACUGACAGCUCCACCGUAGAGCAUGUGCGCUGCUUCCAGCCCCCAAUCCACCAGUCACUGGCCACCACUUGCUAGGUAGAAAAUCCUGCAGACCUUCAAUCUGGAGAAGGAGGAGAAGCAGGAGAGAGAACACAGUGGUCAACCUGCAGCAGGUCCAGCUGACAGUGUGUGGGACAGGCCUGGAAGGACAAGGAAACCUCCCCAACACAUCUAUACCACUCCCAAGGGCCGGGCUCCCGCAUGUUCUCCCAUGAUAUCUCCAUGGUGGGUUCUCCAUAGUGUAAAUGAAAAAACAACAAAAACACAGGGCAGUGUGUGCUUUCUUCUUCUUUUUUUUCCCCAUCUUAACUGUAUUUAAGAGCUACUGUUUCCACCCUGCAGCUGCCCACUCCGUCUGUGAUUACUUCCCAAGACCACCUCCCAAAAUCAUAACCUCCUACCCAGUACCUGUAUUUGUUUGAUCCAGCACUGUAGUCUUAGAGACACAGAAGAGAGAGUGUAGCAGAGAUAUCAGUCUGGCCCAAUUGUAUACCUCAGCUUACUGGCCCAUCUUCUGUGGCUUCUCCCUCCAGUUCCCUGGUCACAGCACUUCCUGCUCUUGGGAUUAGGGUUUGGUGGGAUUUCACCAUCAAAGUUUGACUCCUAGUGAACCAGGAAGAGAUUGCGACUGUCAAGGCAACAGAUGAUGCUAACCAGGAUCUUUUACAGCCUCCCUAGGAUCCAACCCAGACCCUCCUUGCAGAACAACCCUAGAGAGAAGAAGAUAAGGCUUGCAAAACCAUACCGCACUAAGUGGAACUACGUGAAGAUGCCCAGGCCUACUGUGAGGGAGAGAUAGCCGUCAGCACAGGGCAAAACUCCAGAUCCCAAAGGGGAAAUGUUAGGCCUUGUCAACAGCGUGGGAAGAUGAGGCACUCCUGUUCCUCAUGCAGAGGCUUAGCACUGAGCCACACGGGAAUGCCCAUGGUCAGUCAUAAGGCUACACAUAGCAUGAACGAGUGACCAAGUCGGUGACUGCUUAACACAGAGCCUAAUCCAGGAAAAUCCCCCAAGAAAGAAAAUCUAAAGGGGUUAGUUACUUCAACUGGAGACAGGGUGGCAAGGAGGAAAAAAAAAUCUUUGUCAACAACCUUUUAACCCCAAGACCCCUCCCCCCAAAAAGAAGUCUUUGAGCAAACAGGAAUGUUCAUUGUGUUGGCUACUCAAAGAUUCUUGGAAUGUUCUAUUCUUUUGCUCUCAACUUCUUGGUCUCUUCCUUUUGUUCAAGCUCAGUGCUGGGGUUGGAGAGUCUUUCAUGGGGGUGUAUUAACUUCUAUGUUCCAGACUAACCCCCACCCCCGCACAGCCCCCAUGUAUAGCAGAUCUUUAAAGAGAUUGCUCGUGUUUCUAUACAGAGCUAGUCAUCUGACAUGCAGAGAGAGGACAUAGACCUGAGCUUCCAAAACAUAGGAAGGAAUGAUGGAUACUCCUCUACUAGCCUGGGGAGGAGAAGAGAAGACAGGCGUAACCAUCCCCUGCCCCAGAAAGGUGACUUGUUAUCUAUCACUGAUUUUAACCAGAGAGCAGAAGAGAUGUGCGUAGCCAUAGCUUUGCCAGACAGGGCCAUGUACCCCAGAGAGGUCACAUCAAUUAAAGCUCUUGAAGAUGGCACACUUGAGUGUUCAUUUCUGGACACUACCCCUGAAUCUCUGGGAAUAGGGCCAGAAGAUCUGCCUCUUCCCAGUUAUAUUACAGCAUACCACAGUCUCAGAGCCCUUGCAGUAGAUUGGACAACUCCACUAACUCUGGGCUUCUGUAGACUCUCUGAGCAAGAAUAGGAGUCAUUUGUAGUAGGGGUGUGGUUUGAAAUGGAAGCUGUUCAGUCCUCUUGUCCGGCACUGUUAAUUCUUAGUCUGAUCAUUUUUCAGUGACCAUAGAUGUAUCCCAGAAGAAGAUUCCACUCUCCAGGUCUUCAGCUCCGGCUGGGGAUAGUGUGUGAUUAACAGAUUUUGCUCUCUUAGUCCUCCCUCACUGCUCUGUAGCGAUGUGGGCUGUUCAUUCCCUAAGGCUGCCUUCCUGGCAGCUCAUCCUUCCGACCUUGCACUCCUGACCCCAACAGUUGACCCUCUGGGAAGAGUCACAUUCUCCUCAAGAGAUCUGAUCCCAAUAAAUUGAAGUCCUCACUUUGAGGACAGAGAUUCCAUUUCUGCAGCACUUGUCUGCAGACACUGGCCAACUUCAAUGAAUGCUCUUUCCUCUCUAGUGGUCCUUGUCUCCCCCCCCCCCUUUUGAUUUUUUUUUUUUAUGUAUUUAAAACUCAAGAAAAAAAGCUUAGAUUUUAAAAUGUUUUAAAAAGAAUUCUGUUUCAGAAACUGUCAAAUGUGUACCAUAUUUGUAUUAAGAGUUGUUGGGGAUUUUUUGUACAAUGAAUUUACAUUUAUUUAUGGUGAACUUAUAUUUACGCUCGUGAUCAAAUAAUGAUGUUAAAUUCUUAAAUCCUAUUUGCUAUGCAGCUGAAGAUGAUAUUUUGAUUUGUAUUUUGGGGGUACCUGUGUUGAGUUGAUAAAACAUUUUCAUCUCCAUUAAAAUUGCUUCCGAACCAGUCAAA